AUGAGUACUGCAGAGUACUGCAGAGUACUCCAAGUGCGUGUUAAACAAAGAAUUCAUCAGAGUAAUAUGGCUAGUGUUGGGGAUACUGUCGGCAGUGGUGAAGCUGUUGUGGGCGGAGCUGAGAAGAGGAAGAUGUCGUACGUGGAGGAGGCCGAGAAGUUGCAGGAGAAGACCUACAGGUUUAUGGCUAAACAGACGCACCCUGUAAUAAUACCUUCCUAUGCGUCCUGGUUUGAUCUAUGUUCUGUGCAUCAAAUUGAGAAGGAUGCGGUACCUGAUUUCUUCAAUGGCUCAUCGCCCAUCUACAAGACGCCAAAGAGUUAUAUGGAGGCACGUAACUUCAUGGUCAACACGUUCAGGUUGGCGCCGUAUGAGUACUUGACUAUCACUGCGGUGAGGCGUAACUUGACGCUCGACGUGGCGUCUGUGAUGAAAAUCCACUCUUUGCUCGAGAAUUGGGGUCUGAUAAACUAUCAAGUAGACCCUAGGGCUAAACAGACACUGCGCGGCAAAAAAUACUUUGGGAACUAUAAGACUGUGCUUGAUGUACCUGAGAGCUUGCAGCCACAUCUAACUGAUGAGAAUAUGAAGGAUGUCGCAGUGGAUAUCUCCGUGCAGAUGAAACAGUAUAAUAGUACAAAUGACUACAACCUUUUGGUAUCCAAUCAUAACUCUCACAGUCUAACAAAGCCAAAGAUAUACGUCUGCUUUACAUGUGGUAACGACAUAGGACAAGUGAUGUAUCACAACUUGAGGGCGAAAGAGAUGAAUAUUUGUUCGAGGUGCUUUAAAGAGGGCCACUUCAGUUCUAACUUCCAGGCCUCAGACUUUAUUAAGCUGAACAACGUCAAUAACACGAAUGAUAAGAUAUGGACUGAUGAGGAAUUGCUUUUAUUACUUGAAGGUAUUGAACUGUACGAGGAUAAAUGGGAUAAGAUUGCUGACCAUGUUGGGCAUUUUAAGACAGUGGAAGAAUGUGUACAAAAAUUCUUGAUACUUCCUAUAGAGGAUAGAUUCAUAAGAGAUACCAUCAGUUCAGAGACAAAAAGAAAAAAUGUUGGCGUUUCAGUUUCCCAAGACAACAUAUCCGCUUUCAAAGAUUUGAUAGAGAACAAUGCAUCUGAGCCGGUAAACCCUAUUGAGAAUGAAACCUAUGAGAAACUUGAGAGGUUGACUACUAUUCUAGUUGAGAAAAUAACAGAUAAGUUAUCGGUCAUAGAUGAAGCUGAUAGUAAACUAAUAGCAACCAAAGGAACAUUCUUCAAAGACAGUGAAAAGCUUCUUAACGAUAAAAUUUCGUUGAAUAAACAAACCAUUGAGUUGAAUAAUGAACUAAAAUCUAAAAAGAUAUACAAGACAAUUAAGUCUAGCAACAGUAAAGACAUACAUUUGGUGCUCAAGGACAAUUCCGAGAUAAGGCACGAACAAGAACUAGACAGUUCGCAUUUAAGUAAAUUAGUGUCAAGAGACAGCGACGCUGUGUCUAUUAGAAACUCAGAAGCAUACCGGCCGUUGGUUUUAUAA
Messenger RNA from Nakaseomyces glabratus, 1524 nucleotides. RefSeq lists its product as uncharacterized. Gene Ontology annotation, biological process: positive regulation of DNA-templated transcription. Lineage: Eukaryota; Fungi; Ascomycota; Saccharomycetes; Saccharomycetales; Saccharomycetaceae. Gene Ontology annotation, molecular function: histone binding; DNA binding; zinc ion binding. The record is from RefSeq and is a predicted model, not a curated record. Gene Ontology annotation, cellular component: SWI/SNF complex.